AAUUUCAUCCCCCCUUUAAAAAGAGAUUAUUAGAGUGGCCAUAAUAGCAUGAUCAAAAAUGGAGAUCCUGUAUCAAAUACUUACUGCUGGUUUUUCAUUAGUGGCGUUGACAUACAUAUUGAAAUUACUAAAUUGGGCAUAUUUCAGACCAAAAUGGCUGGAAAAAGCCUUGAGAGAGCAGGGCUUAAAGGGUAAUUCGUAUAAGCUGGUGUAUGGUGACAUGAAGGAGAUUGUGAAGACGAUGGAUGAAGCCUACUCCAAGCCCAUCAAUCUUGACGAUGAUAUCAAGCCAAGAGUUGUCUCUUUCUUCAUCAAAACCAUUCAAAAACAUGGAAAUGAGUGCUUUUUCUGGCUAGGCUCAAAUCCUUCAGUUGUAGUGACGGAGGCUGAGCUAGUGAAGGAGGUGCUAACCAAGACUGAUAUCUACCUGAAGCAGCAGACCCCCAACCCACUGGCUAAGCUGCUUGCGCUCGGCGUCUUUACCUACGACAAACAAAAAUGGUCCAAACACAGGAAAAUCAUCAAUCCCGCUUUCCACCUCCACAAAGUGAAGCUCAUGGUUCCGGCCUUCUACUUGAGCUGCGAAGAAGUGUUGAACCGAUGGGAAAAGAGGGUUUCGGGUGAAGGAUGCAGCGAGGUGGAUGUGUGGCCUUAUUUACAGAACUUAACAAGCGAUGCGAUAUCAAGAACUGCGUUCGGUAGCAGCUAUGAGCAGGGGAGACGAAUAUUCGACCUUCAGAGAGAGCAAGCUGAAUACGUCGUGGCGGCUCAACGCUCUAUAUACAUCCCAGGAUGGAGAUUCGUGCCGACAAAAAGGAACAAGAGAAUGUACGAAAUCGAGAGGGAAAUUCAGUCGUUGAUUCGGCGGCUGAUCGAGGGGAGGAUGAAGGCGAUGAAAGGAGGGGAAGCUUGUGAGGAGGACUUACUAGGGAUCUUGUUGGAGUCCAAUUUGCGUGAGAUGGAAGAAGGAGGCCACAAGAGUUUCGGAAUGAGUAAUGAAGAAGUAGUGGAAGAGUGCAAGCUCUUCUAUUUUGCAGGGCAGGAGACCACCUCAGUGCUGCUUGUGUGGACGAUGGUUUUGCUGAGUAGGUAUCCAGAAUGGCAGACCAAAGCCAGGGAUGAAGUCUUGCAAGUCUUUGCUAACCGAACACCACAUUUUGAUGGUCUCAAUCACCUCAAGAUUGUUACAAUGAUUCUGUACGAGGUGAUGAGGCUUUAUCCACCGGUAGUCUCUCUUGGUCGGGGCGUUGGCGAAGAAACCAAGCUAGGGAAAGUGAGAUUGCCGGCGGGAGUUCAGGUUACACUGCCGACGAUCAUACUCCAUCACGACCGGGAAAUCUGGGGCGACGAUGCGAUGGAGUUCAAUCCGCAGAGAUUCGGCGAAGGGGUGUCGAAGGCGCAGAAGAAGCAGGGAAUAUUCUUCCCGUUUGGGUGGGGCCCGCGCAUCUGUGUCGGGCAAAUGUUCGCGAUGGUGGAGGCCAAAGUGGCCAUGGCUAUGAUUCUGCAACGCUUCGCCUUUGAGCUCUCGCCUUCGUAUACGCACGCUCCUUGCACUGUCAUUACUGCUCAGCCUCAGCAUGGGGCUCACUUUCUUCUGCACAAGCUCUAGAUUUUCAGAUUGAUUGGAUGAAAUAUAUAAGAUUAUACAUAUUAUACUGUUGUAGCUCUGUGUUUUAGAUAAAUUAUCUAUUGUUUAUUAUGAAAUGAUGACAAAUAAUUUCACCGCUAGUUUGUUUUGCA
Salvia miltiorrhiza (redroot sage) is the source of this 1740-nucleotide messenger RNA. RefSeq names its product cytochrome P450 72A397-like. Bases 59 to 1609 code for a protein of 516 amino acids. The transcript is spliced from 5 exons. The record is from RefSeq and is a predicted model, not a curated record. Gene Ontology annotation, molecular function: monooxygenase activity; oxidoreductase activity, acting on paired donors, with incorporation or reduction of molecular oxygen; heme binding. NCBI's taxonomy places the organism in Eukaryota, Viridiplantae, Streptophyta, Magnoliopsida, Lamiales, Lamiaceae.